Messenger RNA from Eruca vesicaria subsp. sativa (arugula), 246 nucleotides. The record is from the annotation of a GenBank genome assembly. NCBI's taxonomy places the organism in Eukaryota, Viridiplantae, Streptophyta, Magnoliopsida, Brassicales, Brassicaceae.
AUGUUCAAAGGGAAGGGACCUUCGAUGAAUAAGAGUAGUUACCCACCAGCGUUUCCGUUAAAACAUCAGCAGAAGGACAUGAGGCUAGCACUUGCUCUUGGCGAUGAAAACGCUGUUUCCAUGCUUGUAGCUGCGGCCGCAAAUGAGGCCUUUAAGAAAGCAAGAAGCAUGGGACUUGGAGAUCUGGACUUCUCUGCUGUAAUCGAGGCUGUUAAAUUCUCCAAGGAUAGAAUUAUUGAAAACUGA